AUGCGGACAACGAACGAGUGGGCCGACCCGAACUGUUCUCGAGACAAAUCGGCCUCGAGCUCGCGACACCCGAAGGGGUCGUCGUGGAAGCUCUGCAACGCAUACGGGACAAGUUGCAGCAUCCAGCAUAGCUACGGAUUCGAGUAAGUGACUUCAUGAACUGUGCUCUAGGUGUGGGAUUGUUCAGGAGCUAAUGGAAAACUACCAAACAGCAAUUCCCUUCAACACGUCUUCGUUGAAUGUCAACCCUCGAGUUGCUUUCCUCCACCAUCAAUUGGGGACUGCAUUCGUGAGUUUCACGUGACAUUGGCUGUGCGGGCAGGUAUGACGGAAAAUCUGAUAUGAAAAACAGACAGUGUAUCGUCAGUGACAGGAGGUGACCCUAUCCCCGGAAAGCGGGGGCACCCACCGUGGCCUGUCUGGGAAAACGACAUCGAUGCCCACAAACACCCCAUAUUCUACAACAACGCUCGCGAAGGAAGCAGGCCACGGGAAAAUGCAGCGGAAGGAUUGACUUUGUACGGUUGAGAAUCCGGGUCCAUGGGACACUAGAUGUGAGUCUUCAUUGUCAUUGGUACAGAUGGACAACAGCAAGAAUACUGACAGUUGUAAUCAACAAAUCACGCAGAAAAACAGGCUCGGGUUCCGUGGAUUGCGGCUCACCAUCCCGUGGCAGAACCUCAACGGCUCGGUUCGGGGGAGUGACCGUCGUGUUGGCAGGUAUGUGCCAAUCUUUCAAAACCAAAAUGCAGGGCAACAUGACUAACUGACCAGUUGGACUGUAACAUCACAGGGGUUCCGAAGCGAUGCCUUCCCGUUAUUCCACGUCAUCGCCUGCACAAAUUGUCGACGCUUGCAUCAUGAAUGGCGACUUCUGGGGGGAUCUCUCUGUAAGUAGUAGUCCUUGCCUGACUUUUAGACCAACAGCCCACGGUGCGAGCGCAGACAGACAUGCGUCUUCUGGCCGCUGCAGACCGCAUGACCGGAACGGAACGGGCAAAGGCAAAAUGUCGAUAGGCGAAAAAGUCGAAUACUUCCGAGAUCGAGCAAUUCUGGCGCCCAAAGAUUCGCAGGUGGAUCAGAUCAACGACAUGGUGCUCGACCUGCUGCCGGGUGACGCUCAAACGUUCUACAGCCCGGAUUCGGUCGACGAAAACGAAGACGAAUCACUGUUCUCGAUCGAGUAUCUUCAGAGUCUCAACAUCGUCGGGAUGGCGUUGCUCCACAAUCGACGCGGGUCUUGA
Molecule: messenger RNA, 1244 nt
Organism: Microbotryum saponariae
Lineage: Eukaryota; Fungi; Basidiomycota; Microbotryomycetes; Microbotryales; Microbotryaceae
Source: the annotation of a GenBank genome assembly